Messenger RNA from Talaromyces proteolyticus, 2529 nucleotides. Its product is annotated as FAD binding domain protein. NCBI's taxonomy places the organism in Eukaryota, Fungi, Ascomycota, Eurotiomycetes, Eurotiales, Trichocomaceae. Gene Ontology annotation, cellular component: cytosol. The record is from RefSeq and is a predicted model, not a curated record. Gene Ontology annotation, biological process: homocysteine metabolic process. The coding region runs from base 327 to 2273 and encodes 648 amino acids. Gene Ontology annotation, molecular function: [methionine synthase] reductase (NADPH) activity; flavin adenine dinucleotide binding; FMN binding. The transcript is spliced from 3 exons.
UAGGAAUUUGUUUUAUCAGAUUCGGACCCGGCCACCUCAAUCAAUUCCUUUCACAUUCUGUUCCACCACCACGCUCCUCCUCUAUUAAUAUUCUCCCCCAUGCGGCUCGAUGUUUUGUUGUGACUACCCAGUUCCCUAAUUGCUCAAAUGCCAGCUUAAAUGCUCGCUGGUUCGCCUACCUGACGGCUGCUCCGUAUUUGAUCGCAUCAGCCUCGGCAACUCGUCCGUUCUAUCGUUCUGUCGUUCUGUCCUCCUGCGGCAACGGCAACGUCGCUCAUUUCUAUUCGCAUAAUCCAUUUGCCCUUUGGAGGACUACUAUAUUCCCAAUGGUUCACGCUGUGGCAGCGCCGUCUACCAUGCCAUCUGCCGCGCGCUCUAUCCAUAGCGGUAGGGGGAAAAUUCCCCUGUCGUCUACGUCACAUCCUGACAACCCGAUCCCUGAAGAACCUCGCACCAUCCCGUCUCUCGCAGAAUCCGUCCAAGCCCUGGAUAUCAACCAGGAAUCGCAAUCAGCUCUCUCAAACCAAUCAGUCGCCGGCCUGUCGGAAAGCGAUUCGGACACUGCCGAAACACCGAUUACGGAGCACUCCGAUGAUGAAAAUGGGCAGUUUGACCGACAGAAGCCAGAGGCUGCUCGCAGGCGCCGUGCUUCUACUGCCUUGAUUGCCGAGAGUUCAGAAGAUGUGCAGAGGAUACUAGGCAAUGUUGGCGUUGGUGGGACAACUCAAUUGGUGGAAAAAGUCUGCUGCGGUGGUGGUUGCUGCUUGUUACAGCCAUUACCUAGCGCGACGAAGGAAAUUUUGAACCCAAUCCAGACACCCGACAACAAAGCUUAUCAAAGCUUGAACUUAAAGAUUCGGGGACUAGCUGUGGAUAGCGAAUUGACGAAUGUCGUUCCUCUGCCGGAAAAGACGGUCUCGUUCUCGCCAGUCUCUGCAGACAAGAUUGACACCAAAUUGGGACCGGCCGAUCAUCCUCCCAAGUUUGUCCAGCCUCAUCCGCCAUAUGAUGUCUUCCGCGCACCAUUACAUCACGCUCGCGAACUUACGAAGUCUGGUGCCGAGAAAAAGACAUACCAUUUCGACAUUGACGUGACAGACUACCCUGUCGAAGGAGGAGAUGUUGACUUUGUAGUUGGUGGCGCCAUCGGUAUAUGUCCGAUGAACAGCGAUGAAGCCGUUGACAGUGUUUUCAAUUGUCUAGGAAUCCCCAAGCCCAUCAGAGACAAAAAGAUUACUGUGCACACCACCUCCGGGCGCUGGCCGACGAUCUGGGGCGAGGAGAAGGCUCGGGAUCUCAUAACCACUCGGCGAGAAUUGCUAAGGUGGUGCUCAGAUAUUCAAAGCUACCCCCCAACCAAGCAGCUCUUCCGUGUUCUUGCAGAAUUCGCCUCCGAUCCUAAUGAAAAGAAAAUUCUCAUAUACCUUUGCUCUGCCCAGGGACAGGGUGCUUUCUGUGAUUUGCGAACCGGGGUGCAUGUUUCGGUUGAACAGCUCUUGCAAGCCUUCCCAUCUACCCAUCCGCCUCUUGACUAUCUUCUUUCCGUCUUAAGUACUCUCAUGCCACGCUUCUACUCCCUCUCCCAAGAUCCAACUAUCUCCUGUACCACUCGUGGAGAAGACUGUCGGCGGACCAUCGAGAUCGCCGUAACUGUCCACGAGAGCGAUGACUGGCAGCAUGGAACAAGAACCGGAGUAGGCUCCGGUUUUCUACAACGUCUAGCCCAGAAAAUGGCCGCUGCUGAAAGCCAAGGCAUUGAUCCGAAGACACUUGACCUUCACGUACCCAUGUUCCGAGGCCUAAUGGCCAACCCUCUCGCCCGAGAAUUCGUCCUUGAUGGACCAAUGCUCUUAAUCGGAGCGGGCGUUGGAAUCGCCCCCUUCCGCGGCUUUGUCCAGCGGCGACUAAAAUCGGCUAACUGUGUCAAUAAAGUCUGGGUCCUUCAGGGAAUCCGCGACUCAUUACUCGAUGAAUUGUACAGCGGUGAAUGGGGCGUUGACGAAGAAAAAGUCAAAAAGGUCGUCCAAAGCCGUCGCGGCGAGAGUCGCUACGUACAAGAGGAAGUCCGUCACCAGGCUGAUCUUGUCUGGUUCGUCAUCAAUGCCCUUGAUGGCCGUGUUUUCGUUUGCGGGAGCAGUAAAGGCAUGGGCGAGGGCGUGGAAGCGGCUCUGGUUGAUGUUGCCAUGGCGAAAGGCAACCUGAACUUUUCCGAAGCAAAGGAAUUCUGGGAUAGGAAGAAAGAUGCCGGGCAGUAUAUUGCAGAAACAUGGUAAACUAAAUCCUAAGCCACUACUAGUAUACAGCCACUCUAGUAGUGGGAUGUUUUAAUUGUCAAUUCGUCACGCAAUUCAGCCUGUUUUCAUCUCGGUACUUUGCACAAUUUCUGCGGCAUAUCCCUUUUUUUUUGUUGGCGUUGGAGGCUGCAUAUGUUUAUGUCUCGAAUUAGUACAUAGGGGGCUUUCGUGUGUUCAGUCUAGAUUUGUUUAUCGAGGUAACUCAAGCCAGCAGUAUACAGAUUUAAGUAUAUGU